Molecule: messenger RNA, 756 nt
Organism: Megalops cyprinoides (Indo-Pacific tarpon)
Lineage: Eukaryota; Metazoa; Chordata; Actinopteri; Elopiformes; Megalopidae
Gene: msx2b
Product: muscle segment homeobox 2b
Exons: 2
Coding region: 1-756 (251 amino acids)
Biological process (GO): embryonic morphogenesis; regulation of transcription by RNA polymerase II
Cellular component (GO): nucleus
Molecular function (GO): DNA-binding transcription factor activity, RNA polymerase II-specific; RNA polymerase II transcription regulatory region sequence-specific DNA binding
Source: RefSeq, a predicted model, not a curated record
AUGUCUUCUCCAGCGAGUUCGAAAAACAGCUACUCCUCUGAUGAGGACAUUCGACCAGAGCCGACGCAAAAGGACAAAGUGUCAAGAUUACCUUUCAGCGUGGAAGCUUUGAUCUCGGACAGAAAGCCUGACAGAGAGUUUACUGGGAAAGCCGAAGGGACUUUACUGGGUACGUCCAGGAUGCACAAUUACUUAUAUUUUUCCAGAGAUUCUCACAGUCCAGAGGGAUUUUCAAAGCAGUUCAUUCCGACAUCACCCGUUAAAUCGGAGGCAUCAGAGCCGGAGGAUAGCGCACCUUGGGUCACUAGCGCAAGGUUCUCACCACAACCCCGGCAGCUGAGUCCUAGCUGUCCACUGCGGAAGCACAAGACGAACCGCAAGCCCCGAACCCCCUUCAGCACCUCCCAGCUCCUGGCCCUGGAGCGCAAGUUCCGGCAGAAACAGUACCUCUCCAUCGCCGAGCGGGCCGAAUUCUCCAGCUCCCUCAGCCUGACCGAGACCCAGGUCAAGAUCUGGUUCCAGAACCGGCGGGCCAAGGCAAAGAGGCUCCAGGAGGCUGAGCUGGAGAAGCUCAAGAUGGCUGCCAAGCCUGUGCUGCACCCAGGGAUGCCGUUCCCUUUCUCCCUGAGCGCCCCGCUCGGAGCCGCCGCCUCGCUCUACGGACAUUCCUACCCCUUCCACCGGCCCAUGCUACCCGUCCCGCCCAUCGGACUCUACGCCACGCCUGCAGGGUACAGCAUGUACCACCUGACCUGA